AUGCGCGUUCCCCGUCUUCUCCACCGUGUCGCUGUCGCGCUUCCGAGCCCGCAACCCAUCCCCGAGCUCUCACGCCGACAGCUCUCCAGCUCGCGCACGCUCCUGCGCCAUGGAAAGCCGGCCGACGACGACAUCGUCGAGCUGGCCUUCUCACGCCACGACCCGCCCGAGAAGACCAGCAUGAAAGGACCGGGCCCCAUCAUCAUCAUGCACGGUCUCUUCGGGUCGCAGCGCAACAACCGCACCAUGAGUAAAGCCUUAGCCAAAGACCUCUCCCGCCCGGUGUACAACCUCGACCUGCGCAACCACGGCGCGAGCCCGCACUCGCCCACACACACCUACGCAGCCAUGGCGCGCGACGUGGAACACUUCCUGGCGAGGCACCAGAUCCGCGACCCGACGCUGAUCGGCCACUCGAUGGGCGCCAAAGUGGCCAUGACGCUGGCCCUGCGCCAACCGACGCACUACUCGGCGCUCGUGCCCGUGGACAACGCGCCCGUCGACGCCGCGCUCGCGGGCGACUUUGCCAAAUACGUGCAGGCGAUGCGCGAGAUCGAAGAGCACAGACCGCCGCUCAAGAGCCAGAAGGACGCGGACCGCGUCCUCGCCAAAUACGAGCCCGACCUGGCCAUUCGCCAGUUUCUGCUCACCAAUUUGGUCAAGACCAACGAUACACAUACGAGUACUGCCGCGCACGAGCACCACCGAUCUCACGGCGGCACUUCUUCACCCGGCAGUCACGAGACGCAGCCGCACCCGCAGCCGAAGCCGCAACUGAAGUUCCGCAUCCCCGUCGCCACGCUGGCCAAGAAUCUGGCCAACAUGGCGGAUUUCCCGUUCAAGGAUCCCCAAGCGAAUCAGUACAAGGGACCGACGUUGGUGGUCAGGGGCACCAAGAGCCACUACGUCGCGGACGAGACCUUGCCCGUCAUUGGCGCGUUUUUCCCGCGCUUCGAACUGCUCGAUGUCGACUGUGGGCACUGGGUCAUGAGUGAGCGGUUCGACGAGUUUCGCAGGGGCGUCGCCGAGUUUAUGACCAGGGUCGUCGAUGAGCAGUAA
Cladophialophora carrionii CBS 160.54 is the source of this 1059-nucleotide messenger RNA. RefSeq lists its product as uncharacterized. The transcript has 2 exons. The record is from RefSeq and is a predicted model, not a curated record. Gene Ontology annotation, cellular component: mitochondrion. The coding region runs from base 1 to 1059 and encodes 352 amino acids. Lineage: Eukaryota; Fungi; Ascomycota; Eurotiomycetes; Chaetothyriales; Herpotrichiellaceae.